CAUUUUUUCAUUGAUGAUAUUUCCCAUGUUUAUCAUCAUUAUAUAUAAUGAUAACACUACAAACAAACAAUUUUUACUAACAAAAAUGUGAUUGAUUGUGUUAUUAUUAUGAAAGAAAUUAUAAUAAUUCUGUUGUAGCGAACUAGAAACUGCUGUAAAGAAAAACUAUCUGCACAUAAACACACAAACACACACACAUUACCUAAAUCCAUUGUACAAACAAAAUCCAAUACAUUCUGUAAUAUAUAUGGGAUGAUAAAAAUUCGUGAUUCUCACUUGAUAUUUGAGAUCAUCAAAACCAGAAACAAGUUCCAUUAUUAUGAGAAUAUGGUGGCCACUAUUUUUCUCGUGAAUCAUAUCUGUCUAUAUGAAAUUAUUUUAACCAUACAAUCUCAUUCAUUCUUUAUAUAAAAGUCGAUUUUUUUCAUACUAAUAUGUUCUAAAUUCAUCUUCAAAUCACAAUGAUGAAACAGAAAAAAAUUAAAGAAUUUGAGACCGAAAUCAACAAUAUUCUUGUUCAAUUCAAGAAAGAUCCAGCUGUUCAAAAUGGAAUCGUACAUUUUAAUGAUUUAAUUGAACUAUCUUCAAUUCGUCGCCUGUUUCGGUCGAAAAAUCGUUCUGUUUUUACAUUAUUAAAAUAUUUGUUUUAUUUAUCCAGCGUAUGGAUAUUGUUGAAUAAUGGUCAUAAUAUUAUGCGAUUUUAUCGAUCAUAUUCACAAUCAAAAUGUUUGAUUCCAUUACCGGAUAUCUUACAAAAUGCAUUCGUUCCAGCUAAUGAAUGUAAUUUUUGUUUAAAUCUCACUCGAAUUGAUCGUGUUCAUUCCAUUACACCGGAAAUUUUUUCGAAAAGAUAUGCAUACACAAAAGUUCCUGUAGUGGUCAGUGAUGCCAUGGUGAAUUGGACGGCUACACACGUUUUUAAUUUUGAUUUUUUCAAACGACUUUAUCACGAUCAUGAUGGUGGACGGCGAAAACGAAAAAAUUGUCAAUUCUUUCCAUAUAGAACUGAAUUCCAUUCUUUAGAUGAAGUAUUCCGAAUGGAUCCUUUAAGAUCGAAUUUUACAAAAGGAACAAAACCUUGGUAUAUUGGCUGGAGUAAUUGUGAUUAUCGUAUUGCCAAUGAAAUACGUAGUCAUUAUAUGAAACCAUAUUUUCUUCCUGUGGAUUCAGAAUCAAUACGAACCGAUUGGAUAUUCAUGGGAACACCGGAUAAUGGUGCACAUAUGCAUAUUGAUCACGUUGGUCGUCCAUCAUGGCAAGCACAGAUUAAAGGUACUAAACGUUGGUUUCUAGAACCACCACUUGAAUGUUAUCCAGAAUGUUUGGAUUUAACAAUCGAUGUCAAACAAGGAGAUAUCAUUGUAUUAGACACCAAUAUAUGGUAUCAUAAAACAUUAAUUAUUGGCGAUGAAAUUAGCUUGACGAUUGGAGCUGAAUAUGAUUGAAUUGAUUUUUUUGUUUAUUUGGAUUUUUUUAACAUUACAUUCAUCAUUAGAUUAUUAUAGAAUUGUAUGCAUUUGUGUUGUUUUCAAUUGCAAACACAAACAUAUGUUUAAACUUUGAUUUGUUCCCUGCAUAUAUAAUUUUUUUGAGAAAUUUGAUCCAAAUCUAAAUGAUAAUCAUUCGUAAA
This is a messenger RNA of Dermatophagoides farinae (American house dust mite), 1630 nucleotides long. RefSeq lists its product as uncharacterized. The record is from RefSeq and is a predicted model, not a curated record. Lineage: Eukaryota; Metazoa; Arthropoda; Arachnida; Sarcoptiformes; Pyroglyphidae. Gene Ontology annotation, molecular function: 2-oxoglutarate-dependent dioxygenase activity.